AUACUCAUAUUUGACUCUAAAAAAAUGAUAAAUAUAAAGAGAAUUUGAUAAUAAGAUAGAUAAUUAAAUUAUGAGUGAUAAUAAUAACAGGAAAAAAAAAAUGGAGAGAUGAGAGGCAGAAGUAGAGAGAGAGUGACUAGGAAGCAAGGAACAAAAUCAGCACGGGCAUGGGAUCAUUACAGCAGAAUAGGGAGAAGCAGAGGUUUCCAGCCAGAUCAGAGAGUUGACAGGGCAGCAUACAAUCAAGCCGUCCCAUUCUUCUUCACCAACUUUCCAGGGGACUGGAAUUAUGAGCAGAUGUGGAGAACCUUUAGAGGAUAUGGAAGAGUUAUCGACAUUCAUGUACCAGCUAGGACAGAUAAGUAUGGAAGACAGUUCGGGUUUGUCCGAUAUCUUGAUGUGCAGAAUGUCCGCAUGCUGGAGAGGGAGUUAGAUCAAAUAAAGGUAGGAGGGAUCAAGAUUCACGUAAACCAACCAAGAUUUGACAGGAAUGCAAAAAUACAGAGGGACGGAAGCCAGAACACUGUCGAAAAGACCAUCAACUUUGAAGCAAAUAGGAGAGCAGAUAUGACUUAUGCAGACAUCCUUAGAGGCUCAAAGAAGAAUGGACCUGGGAGUGCACAGGCCACUACUACAGAACAACUUAUACAAAACAACGAUAGGGACAGAAAAGCCACUCACAUGACAAAAGGAAGAAAGGAAUGGAUUGCAAAAAGCAGAGACUCCAAAUGGAAAGGGUGGGAAUUCACAGCUGAGGAAUCAGAUUUUGAAUGGGUAAAAGGGAGUUUUGUGGGGACAGCCCGAGCGGUAGAAUUAAUCCCAACAAUUCAAGAGAAAUUCUACAUGGAGGGAUAUUUUUCUAUUUCACUAAAACCAAUGGGUGGGAAGCUUGUAUUACUGCAAUGUGUGGACAAAGAAGAGCUGGAAGACUUAGUAGCUAAUGCAGGAGAUUGGUUAGGACAGUGGUUCGAUGAAGUAAGACCAUGGUCACCGUCAAUGGUUGCUACGGAGAGGUUUACAUGGAUAAAAUGCCAGGGAGUUCCUCUACAUGCAUGGGGACCCAAAUUCUUCCAUGAUUUAAGCAUGAUAUGGGGAAAAUUUAUCUCCUUGGAUGAUAGUACCAGCAACAAAAAAAGAUUUGAUGUUGGUAGAGUCCUGAUUUCUACACCCUGCAUGGAGAUGAUAUCAAAGAAGCUCACCGUGAAGAUAAAUGGAGAACUCUACAAUAUACAGUGCACGGAGGAAGAACACUCCAACAAUCUGUUUACUUUGAGGUCUGAUUUUGGGAUAAAAAACAUGUCCUGUAGUGAUCAUGAUAGUGAAUCUUGGUCACUUGGGUCGGUAGAAGCAGCAGGCUCCGUGAAUGGGUUGCUUGCAAGAUCUGAAAAUCCCUCUGAUACUGGAGAUGAAGAAGACAAUGACGUGGCACCUUGGCGUGAACGGGAUGAGGAAGACUCAAAGGAAAGGCAGUGCCAGGAUAUGUGGUCAACUCAAGCAUUAAAUGAGGCAUCAGAAAAUUACACUUCCAAGGAGAGAAAUUCAAAAUCUAGCCAGGAAAUGAUGGGGGAAACGUCACAUGGGGGUGGAAGAAUGGGGCUAACGGCUGCAAAUUUUGAAAUAAGUAAUGAUGCAAGCGGGAUUAACGAAGUGGAACCAAUUGAAGAAAAUUGUAGUUGGGUUGAAGAAACAAUAGUUGAAAAAAGAGGUUCUCGGUUGGAAAUGAACCAAAAAAGCAACAAGAAGGUGGAUGGAGGGGUGGUUGGGCCAGAAGCGAAUGGGCCAAAAAAGAAGUCCCAUGUAAAAUCUAAACAGACCCAAGAUUCACUGCAAGCCAUUAUACACCUCAAGGGAACAGAGGAACAACCCACUAAUGUGAGAAGCAACGGGCCAGAACAGAUAAAGAAAAAAAGAAAUGGGUGCAGCUCAAGUGUGAGUGAAAGCUGGAGGUCUUUUUUCCAGGAGAUGGACAGUGACACUGGGACGGUGAGACAGUGGAUGAAGGGGAAGGUAGAAUCAAAAACUCGGAAGAAGAGUAGAAGGACAAAGGCAUGUGCAGUAGUUUAUAAAGCAGCCAGGCUAAUCAAAAUAGAGGCAAGGAAAAGAAGAAGAGGAAGAACAAAGAAGAAUCAACCAACAGACAUGUCCUUACCGGAGUUCAUCCCCGAUGUGAAUUGUGCAGUGGCCGGUGAAUCCAUAAACGACAGCAAUAUCAACAAUUGUAAUAGGGCCAUUUUAAAAAGCAAGGAGGAAUUUGGAGCAAAGGAAAUUUGGGAACUUGCAAAAGAAAUUGGUGUAGAGACACAGGGGAAUGAGGAACUUAUCCUACAGAAAUUGGAGCAGCUAGAGGAAAGGGACAGGAAUCAACAGAAACCCAACAAUCAAACACGCACUCUUGGAGGGGAAGAUAGAGGUAUUUGUAGUGAAUUGUGGGGGAUGAAUAAUUUUGAAUGGGCAACCAUGAAUGCCGAAGGUAGUGCCGGGGGUCUUUUAUGUGUAUGGAAUUGUGAUAUAUUUAAGAUUGAUAAGUCUUUCCAAGGACCAGGAUACUUGGGUGUCUAUGGCUUUUGGGGCAUUGAAAAGGUUCCUAUUUGCAUUAUAAAUGUCUAUUCACCAUGUGACAGCAAAGGAAAGAAUGAAUUAUGGAGCAAACUGGGCAACAUUGUUAACUACAAAGACACAGCUGUGUGCGUGGGAGGGGAUUUUAAUGUCACUAUCUCACAGGAAGAAAGAAGAGGGUGUCGGGGCAUACAGAAGGAGAUGGAGGGUUUUGAGGCGUUCAUAGCAGAAAUAGGGUUGAUUGACUUACCAAUGAUUGGGAGAAGGUUUACCUGGUAUCAACCAAAUGGGAGAGCCAUGAGUCGCCUCGACAGGUUCUUAAUAAAUGAGGAGUGGUUUGUAACAUGGGAAGGCUUGAAACAGUGGGGUUUGAUGAGAAGCAUCUCAGAUCACUGUCCAGUGCUAUUGAAAAAUGAGGUGAAGAACUGGGGGCCAAAGCCAUUUCGCUUCUUUGAUGCUUGGCUUAGGCAUCCGGAAUUCAAAGGCAAAGUGGCAGAGGUGUGGAGAACAAAGGAGCUCCAAGGAACAGGUGGCUUUAUUCUCAAAGAGAAACUAAAAGCAACUAAAGUAUACCUGAAGAAAUGGAGCACAGAAUACAAUAGUGAGCUGAACAAAACAAUAGAAGAAUGCAAGGAAGUGAUACUCCAAAUAGAUGUGAAAGGUGAAGCUCAAACAUUGACUGAAGAAGAGCUGGAAUUAAAAAAGAAGAAUGAAGUCGAUCUGUGGCAAAAAAUGCAGAUCAAAGAUUGUAUGGUGAGACAAAAAGCAAGAACUCAAUGGCUCAAACUCGGAGAUGCAAACUCAAAGUUUUUUCAUCAAUGCAUCAAAGGCAGAUGUCGUAGAAAUGAAAUUAACUACCUGGAGGUGGGAGGCACCAAACUAAUGGAGAUCACAGAUCUAAAGGAAGGUGUCAUGAAGUACUUCCAGGAACUACUCACAGAAGAAGAUUGGGAAAGACCAACACUGGAGGGAAUUGAAUUCAAGAAGGUCACACUUGAGCAAAACAUAAUGCUGACUGCAAAAUUCACAAAAGAAGAGAUAAAGGAAGCUGUGUGGGACUGUGACAGUUCAAAGGCCCCAGGACCAGAUGGAUUCAAUUUUGGGUUUCUCAAAGCAAUGUGGGAGAUAGUGAAGGAUGAUGUUGUAAAAUUCGUUGAAGACUUUCAUACAAGUGGAAGAUUAGUAAGAGGCUCAAAUGCAUCUUUCAUUGUUCUAAUUCCGAAAAAGGAGAACCCAGUAAGAAUUGAGGAAUAUAGACCAAUUUCGCUAAUCGGAUGCAUGUACAAAAUUAUUGCAAAACUACUUGCAAACAGAAUGAAGAAGGUGAUGGAGGGGUUGAUAAGCGAACAACAGUCAGCAUUCAUACAAGGGAGACAGCUUAUGGACAGUGUAGUUGUGGCCAAUGAAACCAUCGACGAGAUUAAAAAGAAGAAGAAAAAGAGCCUCAUCUUCAAAAUUGAUUUCGAGAAAGCCUACGACAAGGUUUCUUGGAAUUUCAUAGAUUAUAUGCUGAUGCGCAUGGGCUUUGACAAUGUUUGGAGGAAGUGGAUUAUGGAGUGUCUUCGCUCAAGCACAAUCUCAGUUUUAUUGAACGGUAGUGCAACAAAGGAAUUCAGUGUGAGCAAGGGUCUGCGACAAGGCGACCCUCUCUCCCCCUUCUUGUUCCUUAUAGCCGUUGAGGGCCUUUCAAAACUACUAGCAUCCGCUGAAAAAAAAGAUUUGUUCAAUGGAAUUACUGUAGGCUCGAAGGGGCUAAAAAUUUCUCAUCUCCAAUUUGCGGAUGACACUAUCAUUUUUGGAGAGGCCUCGGAAAGAAAUGUCAAGGCAAUUAAAAGUAUCUUGAGGAUCUUUGAAAUGGUUUCGGGACUCAGAAUCAACUACAACAAAAGCAAGUUGUAUGGAAUGAAUAUAGAAGAGGAAGUCUCUCAACGUUGGGCCAUAUUCUUGAAUUGCAAAACGGGUAAACUACCCAUGACCUACCUGGGCAUGCCGAUUGGAGCAAGUUUGAGAAGUAAGGACACCUGGGCAGAACUGAUAAGCAAAAUAGGAAGGAAGUUGGCUGGUUGGAAAAAUAGGUUCUUAUCCUUGGGGGGGCGUAUUGUCAUUAUAAACUCCGUGUUGACUAGUCUUCCUGUCUUCCUUAUGUCUACUUAUCUCUUACCUGCUGGAGUUCUAGUUUUCAACAAACGACUCUCCUCCGCUCCUUCCCCCUCUGACACGGCGGUCUUCCAUCCAACAAAUUAUUAAGAGUUAACUAACAUUUCUCUUGCAAAUAUGUAGAAUCUUAAUUUUGUAUUAGCUGUAGUAGUUUACGGGCAAUGAGGCAACCUUCAUCUUUUCAGAAUUUGACAGUUUAAUCCUUUAAUUCUUGACUUUUUUCCAUUUUAAUCCUUAUCUAUAGAAAUAAUGAAAUCUAUGUAAAAUCAAAUAAAAUCACUCCU
Molecule: messenger RNA, 4997 nt
Organism: Rubroshorea leprosula
Lineage: Eukaryota; Viridiplantae; Streptophyta; Magnoliopsida; Malvales; Dipterocarpaceae
Source: the annotation of a GenBank genome assembly